This is a messenger RNA of Racocetra persica, 362 nucleotides long. Lineage: Eukaryota; Fungi; Glomeromycota; Glomeromycetes; Diversisporales; Gigasporaceae. The record is from the annotation of a GenBank genome assembly.
AUGAGAUGAUUGCCUGUUUUACUAGAAGAAGUGUAUAUACGGUCCGUAUGAAAUCUAAACCUACCCUCAAAGGUUAUAAGAUUCUAUUAUUAUGUGAUUCAGGAUACACAUGGACAUUUUCUUUUUUAUCACGUAUUGAAAAGACAACAAACCUAUCUACUGCUCAAGGUAUUAAUGAAAUAGGUUGGCAUGUUUGCUACUUAGUAUUUCAACUUCCACUUCAAUCACGUGCUUUUACAAUAUAUAUAGACAAUUGCUUUACAUCAAUUCUAUUAUUCCAACAUUUGCGGAAUAAUGGAAUUGGUGCAUGUGGAACAGCUCACACAAACUCUGCUAAGUUUCCAAAAGAAUUAAAGAUUUAG